GUACGGCGUUUGGUAUUCAAAAAGGAAUAAAGGAUGCUUCAAUAUAACGCAAUCGAGUCGUCGUCUUGAAAGAAGUGAGAAAACCGACGACGGCGACGGAGUUUAGAGGAGAUGGUCGGAGUAUUAUCGAACAAGAUCAGCAAGGAGGAUCUGAAACCUGGUGAUCAUAUAUACUCGUGGAGACACGGUUAUGUCUAUACUCAUCACGGUCCGAUCUACACUCUCUUAUCUUCUAUUUUAUUCUCUCCAAUGUUAUGCAAGUAUCUUCAAAUUCUACAGUUGCAUUCUUGUCUGAUUCAUAUACUUAGAAUGCCAAAUUUUGGAAUUCAUCCUCAACCAGGUAUUUACAUUGGAGAAGGUGAGGUGAUUCACUUCACCAAGGGGGGGUCUGACACAGGAGGAAGCCUGCUGGAUAGUAUAACUGCGAGUUCAUGCCCUGCUAUCAAUUGCUUGGACCCUUGCCCGCGUUGUGGUGACCAAUCAAAGAUGGAGGGUGUGAUACGUUCCUGUAUCGAUUGUUUCCUUUCGGGGGAUGAACUUUACCUGUUUCAAUAUUCAGUCUCAUACUUAUUCUUUCUUGGGAAAGUUCGCGGAGGUACUUGCACUCUAGCAGCUUCUGAUCCAGCAGAGGAUGUCCUUCACAGAGCAAAAAUGUUGCUGGAGAAUGGUUUUGGUGAAUACCAUCUGUCUAAGAACAACUGUGAAGAUUUUGCUAUAUACUGCAAGACCAGUUUGAUUGUGUUGAGUAGAUUUUCGGUUUGUCGAGGUGGGCAGGCAUCUUCCAUUUUGGCUGCUGCAAAUGCUGUUGUCUCUUCACCACUCCGGUUCUUGACCAGGACUACUACUUUUGUGACCAUGGGUUUAACAGGUACUGUGGUUGUUGGCUGUGGUGUGUAUUGCGUUGGCCGAGUUGUUUCUGAUAUUGGAGUCCGUCGUGAUGCGUCUAAGAUUCCGGUUGAGGUACUCAUCUCGGCCCAUCAGCCGAAAACUUAAUCAGAAACUUGAAGGAUUCAAAUUGGAAAAGGUAACAGAACUAUUGAUUUGGAAUGACAAGUCCUUUUUAAGUUGCUUAUAUGCUUAUUUUGUUUGUGUCUGUCCUUUUACAUUGGAAUUGAACACAAAUAUUAGUAUUUCUUUGGACUUCCAGGUUAUGUAAUUUGAUGUGGAGUUGUUUGAUAAGAUCUU
Molecule: messenger RNA, 1185 nt
Organism: Impatiens glandulifera
Lineage: Eukaryota; Viridiplantae; Streptophyta; Magnoliopsida; Ericales; Balsaminaceae
Product: protein LEAD-SENSITIVE 1-like
Exons: 2
Coding region: 112-993 (293 amino acids)
Source: RefSeq, a predicted model, not a curated record